Messenger RNA from Schistosoma haematobium, 1425 nucleotides. RefSeq lists its product as uncharacterized. The transcript has a single exon. NCBI's taxonomy places the organism in Eukaryota, Metazoa, Platyhelminthes, Trematoda, Strigeidida, Schistosomatidae. Bases 543 to 1367 code for a protein of 274 amino acids. The record is from RefSeq and is a predicted model, not a curated record.
UAUAAAGUAAAAAUAUAUUAUAAAAAAGUAAUGAAUUACAAUGGAUAUUCUUCUUUUACAUGAUUUAAGAACUUGUUCGAGCAGAUUUUUUUCUCCAACAUAUAGUACAACGACAUACAAUGUCAUCGCGGCAGUCUGCACAUCGUGCUGCGGUCAUUUAAUUGCCGCAGUCACAGACACAGGAACUUCUUAACAGUGCCAUCUGCUGUAGUCUCUCAACGAUCACCUAUUCUCUAAAAUCUGCUGUAAAACGAUCUUUUCUCCAGGGCACAACAUGGUUUUCGGGAAGGCCUAUCUUGCUUGACAAAUCUUCUCAUUGCACGAGAAGAGUGGGCUGCGGCAAAGGAUCGGAAUGCUCCUGUGGAUGUAAUUUUCAUAGAUCUAAGUAAAGCCUUUGAUAAGGUUUCACACUCUGGUCUUAAAUUCAAACUGAAACGUUUUGGAAUCCAUAACACAGUCGUCGAUUGGAUAAGUAACUUUCUCCAUGACAGGAGACAAAGGGUAAGGGUUAAUGGGGCUCUCUCCUCGUGGGUACCUGUAAAAUGUGGGGUUCCCAAGGCACAAUCCUAGGUCCUCUUCUCUUUUUACUUUAUGUAAAUGAAUUGCCAACUGUAGCAAAAUCAUCCGUUCUACUCUUCGCUGAUGACAUAAAGAUUUGGAGACCCAUACAUAGUAUGUCGAAUAGAAUAGUAUUACAGGACGAUCUUAGCUCAUUGGUGGCAUGGUUAGACAGGUGGUCACUAGAAGUAAAUCCUAAUAAGAGUGUAGUGAUGCAGUUAAAUAACUCUGAUGAAUCGUAUGACUAUACACUACGUGGAUUCGUGCUACACAAAGCAAGAAACUAUAAAGACUUAGGAGUUAUAUUAAGCAAUGAUCUCAAAACGACUAGUCACUGUAAGGCUGCUGCUGCAAAAGGCUAUAGGGUAUUAUGGUCAAUUCGUAGGUCUUUUCAGUAUUUAGAUGAUGAAAUGUUUGGAUUACUAUACCCGAUUUAUGUGCAACCACAUUUAGAAUACGGGAUUCAAGUAGCGAGUCGUCGAGACUCGCAUCGACGACCAUUCGAAUCAGCAUACGAAGGACCCUUCAAAGUUCUUCAACGUGAAUCUAAGUACUAUAUAGUCGAUAAGAACGAAACAAACGAUAGCAUCAGCAUCGUUCGCUUAAAAGCAGCGUAUUUAGAAGGAAAUCCUAUCUACGUGGAUUUUCCUUCGGUGCAAUCGCACAACACGACUCCUACACUCAUAAUUCCUCAACCGACAACCAACACUAGCGAUGAUACACCGAAUGUGUCUGAUAAUAAACCUAAAACGACGCGUUCUGGAAGAAGAGUAAGAUUUCCAGAACAUUUAAACGACUACUGCACGUAAGGCACUACUCGACAUUUUAUAUUAUCUCGAUUUUUCCUUUUACGAUAUAUAAUAUUUC